Syzygium oleosum is the source of this 1097-nucleotide messenger RNA. Its product is annotated as NAC domain-containing protein 90-like. The record is from RefSeq and is a predicted model, not a curated record. Gene Ontology annotation, biological process: regulation of DNA-templated transcription. Bases 62 to 721 code for a protein of 219 amino acids. Lineage: Eukaryota; Viridiplantae; Streptophyta; Magnoliopsida; Myrtales; Myrtaceae. Gene Ontology annotation, molecular function: DNA binding. The transcript is spliced from 3 exons.
CACCCCUUCUGAGCAAAAUAUACCCUCUUGUUCAUGCAGCCACGCGGAUACUAACAAGAACAUGGGGGAGCUUCCGCUGGGCUACCGCUUCUACCCGACUGAGGAGGAGCUCGUCUCGUUCUAUCUGCGGAACCAGCUCGAGGGGCAGAGGCAGGACAUGCACCGCGUGGUGCCCGUCGUCGACGUCUACGACAUUGACCCGUGGCAGCUCCCGAGGCUCGCGGGGCGGCUGUGCCACGGAGACACCGAGCAGUGGUUCUUCUUCGCGCCGAGGCAGGAGAGGGAAGCGCGUGGAGGGAGGCCGAACCGGACCACGGCCUCCGGGUACUGGAAGGCCACGGGGUCGCCCGGAUACGUCUAUUCGUCCGAUAACAGGGUGAUCGGGGUGAAGAAGACCAUGGUGUUCUACAACGGGAAAUCGCCUACGGGGAGGAAAACAAAAUGGAAGAUGAAUGAGUAUAGGGCCAUUCAAGAAGAAGCCAACCCUUCAAACAUCGCCAUUCCUAAGUUGCGGCACGAGUUCACCUUGUGCCGAGUGUAUGUGAUAUCGGGAAGUUUCCGUGCAUUCGAUCGCCGCCCGCUCGAGGCAAUGGAAAGGCCUGCAGGACCCAGCAACAGCAAUUUGCCAGAUGAAGCCCAGGCUCAACCGAAUGAUCGCACGGGACCCGAAAGCGGAACGCAACAACCGCUGUGGGAAUGGGGGCAACUGAAUUGGCCAUGAUUAAACCCGCACAAGCAAGGCGGGGCAGGCCUGCCUAACUGCUAGAAAGAAACUUGGCUAGGAGUCCCAAGGGGAGAACAUGACAAACAGGCAAUUCGCAGUUUAACUUCAGUAGCAAAGAAUAUUUUUGCUGCCUUCCUUUUCGGUGGGUAGAUGACGAAUAAUAACGGAAGCUGAAAGGUGAAGGACGUGCUUUUGUUUUGACUUGAAAGAUUGUAGAAAUUCUUUACACUAGUGGUUGAAUAUUCAGAUGUAGGGCAUGCUUUUGUUUUUGACUUGAAAGAUGUAGAAAUUCCAUAUACUAGUAAUUGGAUUUUCAAACCAACCCGUGUCGCGUUGAGGAGCUGAGCAGCACUUGGGACUUCAUUCAUUUCAA